GGGGGUGGAUUGCUGAGGAUACGGCUCUGCCCUCUGCACUCAGGACAUGUAUGGCUGAAGGGCUCAGCCCCUUCCCUGGCUGCAGGGCAGCGCUGUUCUCCUUCCCACCAUGUGACCUGGCACACCUGCACAGCAAAUAGCUCCUUUUUUCAAAGAAUGAGCACAUGCCGAUGGUGCACACAGAGUGGUGCUGACACCACCGAGUUCCUGAAGCACUAUGCUGCUCAAAGGCUUUCCCAGGAAGAUUUUGAAGGAUCCAACGAUGACCUCUGUUACUGCCUGGAGUGUGUGGUUGAAUAUCACAAAGCAAGGGAAGAAUGCCCAAGGUUGCACGAGGACCUGUGGGACUUGGAAACCUCCCGCCUCAUUGCCCACAUGGAGAAAUCCAUGAAUGAAGAAACAGGAGAGGAUGAAUUGUUCCUGAUUGAUGAGCAUGGGGAGACACCUCUGUCUGGUUAUGUGGGCCCAAACUUUGAGAACAACGUGCGAGUGCCCCUGCUGGAAAUCCUGAAAUACCCCUAUCUGCUGCUGCAUAAGAAAGUCAGUGAGCUGUGUGUGGAAGUGCUCUGUAGAAUGGAGCUAAGUCAGGACUCCUUCCAGGUCUUUGAGAAAUACCCAGGAAUUUAUGUCUUUUUGGUACACCCAAAUGAGGUGAUUCGUCGAUGGGCCAUCCUAACAGCAAGGAAUUUAGGAAAGGUUGACAGGGAUGAUUAUUAUGACUUAGAGGAAGUGCUGACUUGUUUGUUCAAAGUUAUUGAGUUGGGGCUUUUUGAGAAUCCAGAUAUUUACAGCUCUUCAAUGUUUGAAAAGGGUAAACUCAUCCUUCUGCCAGCUCAUUUGUAUGAUACAGCCAACUACAAGAACUAUUGGCUGGGAAUUUGCAUGUUGCUGUCAGUGCUGGAAGAACAAGCUAUGGACUCUUUGUUACUGGGCCCAGACAGACAAAAUGAUUUCAUGCAGUCUAUACUUCACACUAUGGAGAAAGAAGCAGCUGAUGAUUCCACUGACCCCUUCUGGCCUGCCCUGCACUGUUUCAUGGUUAUUUUGGAUCAGCUUGGAUCUAAAGUUUGGGGUCAGCUGAUUGAUCCUGUCCAAGCCUUUCAAACCAUAAUCAACAGCGUGAGCUACAACAAUGAAAUCAAAAAUAUUCGCAGUAGCUUCAGGAGGACAAAAUCUGAACCAGAGUCAGACUACGGUGAUGACAUGAUUUCCUGCAGUCAGAUUGUGUAUAAUUAUAACACAGAAAAACCUCAAAAGGACUCUGGCUGGAAAGCUGCCAUUUGCCCAGAGUACUGCCCCAACAUGUAUGAAGAUAUGCAGACCCUGGCUAACAUGCUUCAGUCUGACAUUGGCAGAGAUCUGCGUGUCCAUCACAGCACAUUCCUCUGGUUCAUCCCUUUUGUUCAGUCCCUUAUGGACCUCGAGGACUUGGGUGUAGCCUAUAUAGUGGAGGUCAUCCACUACCUCUGCUCAGAAAUCAAAGAUAUCCUCAUCGAAAGAAUCCAGCAGUGCGACAAAAUCUCCGAGUUCUUCCUCCUCAUCUUGGUGUCCAUUGUUGAGCUCCACAGAAGUAAGAAGUGCCUGCACUUGCUGUGGAUCAGCUCCCAGGAGUGGGUGGAGGCAGUGGUGAGGUGUGCCACGCUGCCAAGCAGAGCCUUCACUCGCUGCAGCGAGAAGGCGCCGGGGCUGUGUGCCAAGGGCUCGGCCGCGGGCUCUUUCCAGGCGCCCAGCUCGGUGCAGCACGCCUGCGUGCAGCUCAUCCGCAGCCUGCUCAGGGAGGGCUACCAGAUCGGCCAGCACGCCCUGUGCAAGCAGUACCUGGACAAACUCAACCUCCUCCUCAGGGGAAAUCGAGCUGUGGGGUGGCAGCUGAGCAGUCAGGAAGCCCAGGAGCUGCAAAUGUGUUUAAAGCAAGUUAUAAGAAGUAUAAAGGGUAAAACACUGAGAACCUCUUUGGUUGGAGGAAGCAGUUCAAACUCAACAGCUUUGCCAACUGUCUCUCCAAAGCAUGAGAGGAAUGCCUGUGAUGAUGGAUACAAGAUGAGUGGGCAUGAAAGGAGGGACCUUUAUUCACCAUUUGUCAUGUCAAAGGAAGGCAGAGAUUGUCAAGAGAACCCUUUCCAUAGGAGAAAGAAUGCCUGGGAAGAGGAAUGUAGGGAUGCAUGUAGGAGUUCAACAUCUUGCACAUCCACAGAAGGCUUCUUGAUGAAUAUUAAAAAGGAACCUGAUGACUUGGCAGCUCAGGAGUUUAUCUUCCCACAGAACUCUUUGGCAGCAAAACUAUGUGGGAAAAUUCAGGAAAAUAGGAAUUCUGAUCUUGUGGCAGGGAAAUGCAAUAUGGAUGAUGAGUGCUUCAAUUCAAACAUGCAGCAUUCAGAUUUCAGGAGAGGCAGAGAGUCAGACAUGAAACACAAAGCAGAACCCAAAACACCACAUCUGUCUGCUCAAACUCCCAUUGAUUCUCCAUCUUCAAGGAAUUGCAGAAGUAUGCAAGAGACAAGUACAAACAGUGGGUUCCAGUCCAGACCGAUGCCCUUAACUAAACAGGUCUCCAGGGAAGAUUCCUCUAACUUCUCUAGAAAUGAACCUGGUGUGCAGGGGAAGGAAGAUGACAGUACUUUGCUUUUAGAGCAUAAUGACACCUCCCUGAAAAAAGGAUCAACAGAAGAAAAAUCAGGUUCAUCAUUGGCGUCUUUCUUUCAGAGAAAAACCAGUGUGCAAACUUCAAACCAGGAGCAGCCUACUUUAAAUCAUCUGGAUAAAUAUGACUGCAAAAAUCAAUUUUCGGAGACAUUUUGUCGGGAUAACAUUUCAGUGUCUGGUUAUUUUCCAUUUAGCUCAGAAAACAAGAGGGAUAUGAUCAGACCACUGUCAGUGAAGUGUGAAUCAAGUGACAGGUUGUUUGAGUUUUCAGAAUAUUUCAAGAGAGAAAACAGUUCAGUGGGGAAGAGUAACGAGGAUUUUGUGAAGACGGUUUCUAAAGAGGAUGCUUUACCAGAUUCCCAGAUUGAUAGAGAACUCAGUAAAUUAUCUUUAGCGGCUUAUGCCAAAAGUGUCAAUUUUCCUGUGGAAUCCACCCAGGAAAGCUUGGUGUGCCCCAAUGUGUCUGAUAUUAAAAGGAAAGUGAAAGGUUCUGUAAGGUCUUCCAACCAGGACCAAAGUACCAAGUGUCCCAGUGGUGCAGGUGGCCCCAGCAAUCAAGUCAUUGUAAUUUCAGACUCUUCUGAUGAAGAAAAAAGUGUGGCUGACAAGAAGGAGACAAAAAGCAAGAAUGAAAAUGCGUGUGCAGAGGAAUCUUCAACUUCCAGCAGCGUUUCUGAUAGUGACACUAAAAGAGAAUCCAAGUCUCCAGGCUCUCCCCUGUUACUGGAUGACUGUGGUUCUCAGUACUUUGAGUUUGAAACAGAUGAUGAGGUUUUUUCAGCUUGGCAAGAAACUCAAGCGUAUGCUGUAGAAACAACCCAGGAGUGUAAACAAGAUCAUGUUUCACCAGCAGCUGAAAGGAAAAAUUCAGAUGACUGCCUGAAUGAUGAUUUAAAUGACUGGGGCUAUGACCUGCACUACUUUAGUGAUGACUCCAUGGAAGGAGCAGAAAGCUCAGUAGAAAAGCAGACAGAAGAUACUUCUCAUCAGAAAGAAGCUGGUGAUACAAAGGAAGUGACUAAUUCAACCUUGGAAGAAUCAGUUGGGAAGGAAGAUGCAAAAGGUGAGCUGGAGAAACGUGCAGACAAAGGCACUGCUAAAGGCUGCACCCCGGAUGCAAAGUUGCCUGAACCCAAAGCAUCUACAUCUCCCAUCUCAUUAGCUUCAAAGCUGGCCCUGAAGAAAAACAGCACAAGCCCAAGGAAGACCACAGCAAAAUGUAAAUCAGCACUGGCUGUUCAGAGAAGUCCUAAAAAACCUCCCCUUGUUAAAACAGCCAAGAGUAAAACACCACUCCAGAGCACAGCAGAGCGUUCUCAGGCUAGCAGAUCGAUGCCUGCUGUGGUUCCUCCAAGGAAGGUUCGCCAGAGUCCUGCUCCAACAUCAACUGUGGAGAAGCUUGGCCUGAAGAAGGGGCCUCGCAAGGCGUUUGAUUUGUCACAGCCCUCCCUGGAGAGCCUGGCUCAGCUGCGCAGCCACGGCAAAGCCGCGGGCAGAAUCGGAGUUGCGCAGAAAAGGAAAACCAAGCAGAUCGAACCUCAGUGUUUGUCCGUGAAACGGAAUAAAAAACUGCUCGCCUGCCAGGACAGGCAGUAUCUAAGGCAGACAAGGCCCAAAAAAAGUGUGAAAAACUCUGCAGGAAGUUCAGAGAGCAGAAACAAAGUUACCAAAGUGAGUGCAAAGCCUGUGGAACAAAAGCCUCACAGUUUUGACCUGGCAGCUAUUAAAGAAACCGUUGAAAACCAAAGGGAGAAAAAAGGAGAAGAGGCUGCUUGUCCUUCUGCCAGUGAGAGAAAAUUUGAGAGCUUCUCUCUGGAGGAGGUAGCAGGCACCUCUAAAAUACCUCAUUCUUCAGACUGGAACAGAAAAUGGGAGGGUAACAGUGUGGUGCUUCCUCCUGUCCCUGUGGAUUCAAGUCUCUCUUCCACUGCAAUUGGAGAUGAUAAAGAUGAGUCUUCAGGAAAAGGUUGCACUGUCCUGCCUGAGUGUGAGACGAAAACCUCAAAGCAAAAUGGGAGCAAAUCAGAUGAAAGCAGUGACGAAGGUGAUGAUAAUCUGUUUUUAACCCAGUUAGACCCUGUGGAUAUGGAGUUAUGCUCUCAAGAGGAAAGUGUUGAAGAUGCUGCUAUGGGUAGUAAGACCCCAGAGGAAAAGGAAGUUGAUGAAAGCCUUGGGCAGAAUGAACCCUCAGCUGUUGUGAAGUGCAAGGACAAAGACUGUACAGAACAGGUGGAAAAACCUGGAGAAUACUGCAGUAAACACCCAACCACCAGCUCAGGGGCAGAUCACAUGUUUGCCAAGCCUUCUCUGCCACCACCUAAAGCAAGAAAGCCUUCCACUACCAAAAUUUUCAGCUCAACAAGUUCUUCACGGAACGCAGCCUUCAGCAAAGAUCUGGAGGACGGCAGAAAGUUGCCCCCACCUUCAAAAAGCAAAGUGAACGCGGCCAAAGCGCCGGUGGUCAGGCCACCAACAUAUCCAAAACCUGCACCAGCAGCAAAUCCAACGUGCAGAUCUCAAAGUUUCAGUAAUGCACCUCAACCCCUUAGUUCCAGUAAUGUUCUCCAGUUACAAAACAGACGCUAUGAGAAUGCUUCCAAUAUUUCCAGAGGGUCUGGCCGAGAAAGCUACUCCUCUUUUCUUGGCGCUCAGCAGCGCGAUUACAGCAUUUUUGUUAACCAAGUCCUAACGUGGACUUAUGAAAUGUUUGCAAACUUCAGCUUCUUUGGAACUCCAGAUAAUCUUCUGCAUUCCAUAGUAACCUCUGUUCCUGUCCGUUUUCAGUGCUACAAUGAAUAUUUUAAUACAUUUUUCCCCUUGAUGAUGCUCAACGCCUUUGAAACACUGGCACAAGAAUGGGUAGAAAACCAGAAAGCACGAGAGAAAAGUUAUUGCUUCUACUUAGAGAACUUUUCUGCUGACAUGAAUACAGCACAUUUUACAGCUCAUCUACGAGAGAAUGAUUUGGCAAGGCAACUUCAUCCAAAAGAGGAUGACUUGAUCCUUUUGGUGGUGCACAAGGAGAAGGACACUUUUGGGGAAGAAAGUGGGAUGGAGAGCCACAUAGUGAAUCAUGUUGGCCUUGUGACACGAUUUUCUCGUGCAUCUAGCUAUGCAAAUAGACAAAGAGAGCAGCAAACUGCCUGUCAUCUUACUGUGCAAACCCGAGGCAAUUUGUCAUUCUUCAUCCAUAAGCAAGUGAAGUGUGUGGUGGUUGGCUCCCUGGUGACCACACACAGAAAGUUCAAAGCUCUGCUGCUGCUGAGCAGGAGCCCCCUGGCUAAACCCAUCAUAAAUCCAAGUUACAAUGACUUCUGUCCCAGAGAUCUGCCUGUUGCCUCAGGAAGUGCUGCUUCAAAUAUGAAUGAAUACAAUGAAGAUCAAAAGAGAGCCAUUGAGACAGCUUAUGCCAUGGUAAAGCAACACCCAGGACUUCCCAAGAUCUGCCUUAUCCAUGGACCACCCGGGACAGGGAAAUCAAAAACCAUUGUAGGACUCCUGUCCCGUGUUUUGAGAGAAAACACUAGGAAUGAGAAAACAGCUCGGAAAAAAAAUUCCAGGAUUAAGCCAAACCGUUUUCUAGUUUGUGCACCAUCAAAUGCUGCUGUUGAUGAACUCAUGAAAAAGAUCAUCAUUGCUUUUAAGGAAAAAUGCCAAAACAAACAGGAGCCUUUGGGAAAUUGUGGUGACAUCACAUUGGUGCGACUUGGUGCUGAAAAAUCAAUCAACAGUGAAGUCCGGGGAUUCAGCCUGGAUAAGCAAGUUGAACACAGAAUGAAAAGAAAGCCAGGUGAUUGUGACCAGGACAUUCAGAAGAAGAAAGCAGCUCUGGAUCAGAAGCUGGACAUGCUCUCUCGAGAGCGUGCCAUGCACAGAUGUGAGAAGAGAGAGAGUCAAAAGUUAAAUGAUGAAAUCGGCAGACUUGCAAAGGAGAGACAGCAACUCGCUUCUCAGCUGAAGGAGGUUCGGGGGCACUCCCAGAAAGUGCAGGCAGACAUCAUCUUGGAGUCUGACAUCAUCUGCUGCACGCUGAGCACCAGCGGGGGGAGCCUGCUGGAAUCGGCCUUCUCCCGCCAGGGCCUCGAUCCCUUCAGCUGUGUCAUCGUGGAUGAGGCAGGGCAGUCCUGUGAGGUGGAAACGUUGAUUCCACUGAUCCAUCGCUGUAAUAAACUCGUCCUGGUUGGAGAUCCCAAACAGCUCCCUCCUACUGUCAAAUCAGUAAAAGCUCAGCAGUAUGGCUAUGACCAGUCUCUGAUGGCCCGUCUGCAGAGGCACCUGGAGGAGCAAGUGCAGAGGAACAUGCUGCACAGCCUGCCCGUGGUGCAGCUGACAGUGCAGUACAGGAUGCACCCAGACAUCUGCCUCUUCCCAUCCAACUAUGUCUAUGGCAGGACUCUAAAAACUGCCAAGUCAAUAGAGGAGAACAGAUGUUCUUCAGAUUGGCCAUUCCAACCCUACCUGAUUUUUGAUGUAGCUGAUGGUCGUGAGGAGCGAGACAAUGACUCUUACAGCAAUCCUCGGGAAGUGAAGCUGGUGAUGGAGUUAAUUAAAACAAUUAAAGAGAAAAGGAAUGAUCUGGGCCUUCGCCGCAUUGGAAUAAUUACCCCUUACAGUGCCCAGAAAAAGAGAAUUCAGGAGCAGCUGGACAGUGUGUUUAAGAAUAACAGCAGCCCAGGAGAAGUGGACACGGUGGAUGCGUUCCAGGGCCGGGAGAAGGAUUGCAUCAUCGUGUCCUGUGUGCGCGCAAACAGCUCCGACGGCUCCACUCUGGCUUCUGUGCAGGCCAGCAGCACCAAAGGAUCCAUUGGGUUUCUGGCGAGCCUCCAGCGACUGAAUGUCACCAUCACCCGCGCCCGCUUCAGCCUCUUCAUCCUGGGCCGGCUGCAGACCCUCAUGGAAGAUAAAAACUGGUAUCACUUGAUUCAGGAUGCUCAGAAAAGAGGUGCCAUUGUUAGGACAACAGAAAAGAAUUACAAGAAAGAGGCUCUGAGGAUUUUGAAGCUCAGGCCACCAGGACAGUCCCCAGCUAAAGGAGGAACGAUGACAUCUCCUGUGGUGCAGGCUGGUUCUUCCAGUGGCAAGAAGAGUGAGCCUGGAAAUUCUGGGAACAGCCCACGGGAACAUGCUGCUGGCCCUGGCCAUGCAGUGCCCCAAGGAAGCAGAGGGGCCACACAGCCUGCAGGGACUCCAGCUGCAGAUUCCAACAGGAGCAGUGCUGCUGCAUCCAUGGGGACUCCCGCUGCAGAUUCCAGGAGAGGCAGUGCCCCUCCAUCCAUGGGGACUGCAUCUGCAGAUUCCAGGAGAGGCAGUGCCCCUGCACCAUCAGGAGCUGCAUCUGGAGAUUCCAGGAGGGGAAGUGCCCCUCCAUCCAUGGGGGCUCCAGCUGCAGAUUCCAGGAGGGGAAGUGCCCCUGCACCCUCAGGGGCUCCAGCUGCAGAUUCCAGGAGGAGCAGUGCCCCUGCACCCUCAGGGACUCCAGCUGCAGAUUCCAGGAAGGGAAGUGCCCCUGCACCCCCAGGGGCUGCAGCACUUGCUGCCAUUGCAGAGAAACCACGGGACCCAAGGCUGGCCAGCCUGGCCAGUCGAACUGAAGCCAAAGGAAAGGAGCAGCCCUUGAAGGACAGCCAUCGAUCAGCCCAGGGCAACCCAGGAACAACACCACAGCAAGGCCUGGCUGUGUCCUCAGCUGCCAGGGAUCAGAUUUGCAGAACAGAAAAUGCCAAGAAGGCCCAGCAAACAGCAGGACAGUGCAGUGUGCUUCCCACAGCCCCUCACACAGCUCAGCACGAGGGUGAGCGCAGAGCAGCUGUGUCCAGAAGCGGUUCCAGAGCCCCCAGUGAAGGAGGUCAGAGCAGCAGCAGUGAGUGGAACAAAGACUCUCGUGGUUUAUCAAAGAGACCAUCCCAGGAAGGACCAGGGAACACAGACUCAGGCUCUACCAAGAAAAGAAAGAUCUAUCCCUGACUUUACUCAUUACUGAUAAUCUGUUCCCAGAUUUCUGUCUAGCAAGGACUGUAUUUUAAAUUAUUUAGCACAACUGGAGCUCCCUUAUAUUGGUACCACUACUAUCAGUAGAUGUCUUUCCCAUCCUGUCCCUAAUUGUGAAGGGAUUUAAUGCCUGACAGAUGGUACCUUUGAGGUUUUGAAAAGAGAAGUUGGGUAGCUGCAUUGCUUGGAAGAGCAGUGGAUUUAGUCAUCUAGGAAGCUGAGGUUGUAAAUGUUUAACGUUGUAUAUUUGUACAGUAUACAGAUUUAUUUUAAGGUAUUUGGCAAAUACAUAGCUUCUUGUUUCCUUGUGUAAAUGCUAAUUUCUUAGAGGUGAAAUUUUUUAUAAAGAACCAGAGGAAAGCAAAAACAAAACCCAAGAACCCAACCCCAAAAUCCAAAAGCCAGACUUCCCUUUGCACUAAUGUCUAAUUUAUUUCGUAGCAAAACUGAAUGUUGAAAUUGUGGUAGCAGUGGUUCUUGCUCAUGCUCCACUACUGCCUCAGGGAAGAGUGAGGCAGAUGUACAUUGGUUGAAUGGAGAGAGUUCUACUUAUUUUGUAUAUUUUAUUGCCUGUUUUUAUAGGAACACAAGAGUUUUUGUUUAUACAGAUGUGCCUUGAGUUUUGCUCUUGCUGCUGCUGCUCUAUCAGUUGGAUUCCCUUUCUUGUUGCAGUGGCAACACAAUCUGCAGAUUAAAACCUGUGAGGAGAAAUCAACAGCACUGUGGAAUCCUGGUCUGAGAUCUAGUUAACAGUUAUUGGUAAUAUCACUUGAGUUGCUUUGAGUGGAGCUUUUGGAGAUCUGCAGGGAUAAAAAGGGCAGGUAGAUCUUUCUACCUUUUCUUUUUUUUCUAGGUGUUACUGCUGGAUUCUUUCCACUGUGCUGAUGAAGAAUAUGCAGCCACUAAAAGAGGAUGGCAAACAAAUUAUUUUUAGGAAAGCCUUCCUCACAUCAUAACAUUUCACAAUAAAAGUGGAAUUAUUUCUACUGAGACUUCCUUUGGGUCACUGUGAAAUAUCACUUUUUGUUUUGUGGAGCUUGUGUGUGUCUCAGGAGGUGAAGAGCAGCAUUUCCCAUGCUGUGGUUUUUGUCUGGGGAUAACCUGAGAGUGCAGGGCUCAGGGAAUGGAGGAGCUGCAGGGUUGGUACCAGGUGAGUUGUGCCAUCUCCAAGUGUGUGCUCAGGGCCAGCCUGAAACAGCAGUGUCCUGCUGUCCCUUGUCACAGCACUGUGGCUUUGCUGGAGUCUCAGUUGAGCCAUAACCUUCAGUUUUAUUUUGUUCCUGCAGGGAUAAUUCCAGCUCUGUCCUGUGAAGCCACAGCCAGGCAGGGCAGUGUGGCCCAGCUCAGGGAGGCACCAGUGCCUUACUCUGCCCAGCAGCAGCUGCUGCCUCAGGCUGUCAUUGCCAGGAAAACUCUGACCCCUAAUGCAUCCACACCCAGAACAAACGUUGCUUUACUGGUAGAGCUGCCUUGGAGGUGUGUGGGGAGGCUUUUAUUGCUGGCUGGGCCUGUCCAGCUCGUGGUGCAGUGCAGGACUGAGUAUUUUAAUGUAAUAGGGAGAACCUGGGGGAUUCCUGUGAGGUGAGAUCAGCAUCUGUGCAUUGUUCAGCUUCAGUUAUUUGUUAUGUUGCAUUCUGAAUCCUUCAGUGACCCCUGACUCCUCCUGGCAGCUCUGUGUGCUCCUCUCCAGCUGCUGUGACUCUUGUGAGGCUGCUGAGUGACUCUGACCUUAACAAACUGGACAUUUCAGUCACUCCCCAUCACAGGCUCCAUACCCUCUGUGUUAUUUCCCUUUAUGUUAAUAGGAAUAUUUAAAAACUGUCAUCUUCCAAGCCCCUUGGCUCUUGUUGGCAGGGCUGUGCUGCCCUGCCUGCUGUUUGUACUUAGCACAUUAAGAGGCUGCUGCUCUGCAAACCCCAUGGCUGUGGAAGCCAUUUGGACUGUCUUGCUGUAAAUAAAGUGAAGCUGGCAACAAAAUGAAUGAGGGGAAUGCUUUUCUGGUUAAUAAAUGCAAUUUGGUCACAAGAA
This is a messenger RNA of Catharus ustulatus (Swainson's thrush), 10659 nucleotides long. RefSeq names its product senataxin (gene SETX). Gene Ontology annotation, cellular component: nuclear body. The transcript has 25 exons. Lineage: Eukaryota; Metazoa; Chordata; Aves; Passeriformes; Turdidae. Bases 157 to 8607 code for a protein of 2816 amino acids. Gene Ontology annotation, biological process: termination of RNA polymerase II transcription. The record is from RefSeq and is a predicted model, not a curated record. Gene Ontology annotation, molecular function: transcription termination site sequence-specific DNA binding; helicase activity.